This is a messenger RNA of Strongyloides ratti, 1089 nucleotides long. Its product is annotated as Thioredoxin-like fold domain-containing protein. Gene Ontology annotation, cellular component: endoplasmic reticulum. The transcript has a single exon. The record is from RefSeq and is a predicted model, not a curated record. The coding region runs from base 1 to 1089 and encodes 362 amino acids. Lineage: Eukaryota; Metazoa; Nematoda; Chromadorea; Rhabditida; Strongyloididae.
AUGAUAAUAAGUAAUAAAUUAUUUAUUUUACUUUUAAUUUCUGUUGUAACAUUAGUAUCUACUAAAAAGGAUGAUAAAAAGAAAGAACAAGAAAAAAUUGUAAAGAAGAAAGAUCUUUCACAUGGAUUUCCAAAAGAAAUUGAUUGGAUUGAAUGGGAUAAGGCAAUAAAAAUUGCAAAAGAUCUUAACAAACCUAUUUUUUUGAUGAUUCACAAGACUUGGUGUAAUGCAUGUAAUCUUCUUAAAAAGAGUUUCUUUGAUGAUCCAGAACAAGAAAAAAUUAUUGAAGCAUCUAAAGAUUUUGUUAUGGUAAACUUAGAAGAUGAUGAAGAACCAGAAGAUCCAAAAUAUGGACCAGAUGGUAUGUAUAUUCCAAGAAUACUUUUCUUAUCAACCGAUGGUACACCAUUAAAAGUUGACAAUAAAAAAGAUUAUCCACAUAAUCAUUAUUAUUAUCCAAGAAUUAAAUCUGUUCUUAAAGGUAUGCAAAGAGCAAUAAAAGUUUUUAAUGGUGAAGAUGAAAAUGACAAAAAACUAAAAGUUGAAACAGAAAAUAUGUCUAAAAAAGAAAAUAAAGAUAAAAAAGAUUUAGAAAAAGAAAAAGAUUUAGAAAAGAAAAAUGAUACAGAAAAGAAAAAAGAUACAGAAAAAAAGAAAGAUUCAGAAAAAAAGAAAGAUUUAGAAAAGAAAAAGGAAUCAGAAAAGAAAAAAGAUUCAGAAAAGAAAAAAGAAUCUGAAAAGAAAAAAGAUUCAGAAAAGAAAAAAGAUUCAAAUAAAAAAAAAGAUACAUAUAAGAAAAAGGAGUCAGAAAAUAAAAAAGACACAGAAAAGAACAAGAAUAAUAAGAAAAUGAAGAAAGAAGAUGAUAUUGAAGGAUGCCCACAUGCUGCAAAAGCUAAAGCUGCAAAAAAAGCGGCUGAAGAAGUUAAAAAACAAAAAAAUAAGGAAGAUAAAAUAAAAAAAGAUAAAAAAUUUGAUAAAUCAGAUAAAAAAGAAAAGGAUAAUUCUAAUGAUAAGAAAUCUAAAGAUCAAAAUAAAUCAAAGGAUAAUGAUAAAAAAAGUAAAAAGAACGCAAAAACAGAAUUGUAA